This is a messenger RNA of Staurois parvus, 3123 nucleotides long. Lineage: Eukaryota; Metazoa; Chordata; Amphibia; Anura; Ranidae. The record is from the annotation of a GenBank genome assembly.
AAAAGAAGAGAUGAUGCUGGGGAACUUGAUUUCAGUGCCCUCCUGGAAAAGAAAGAACAAGCAGAAAAACAACAAAAGAAAAAAGGAGAUGAGGAUCCUAUGGAUAAUAUUCCUCCUCAUGUCUGGGAAAUAUUGAAAAAUGCUAAGCCAAGCGAGUAUGAAAAAAUUGCCUUUCAACAUGGUGUCACGGACUUGAGAGGCAUGCUAAAGCGCCUGAAGAAAAAGAAAGUGCAAAUUAUAAAAAGUGAAGCAUUUAAAAAGAGAUUAGAUAACUGCUAUACAGUAGACAAAGGUCAGAAGAUUAAACUUCAAGUAGAGUUGACAAACCCUGACCUGCCUGUUAAAUGGAUGAAGAAUGGGCAAGUGAUAAAACCUAGUGCCAAAUAUGUGUUUGAGAAUGUUGGUCUGAGAAGAGUACUCACAAUCAACAAAUGUAGCCUGGCAGAUGAUGCAGAAUACGCGUGUGUAGUUGGUGAUGAGAGGAGUCAAACUGAACUUUAUGUUAAAGAGCCUCCUGUUACAAUUGAGAAGCCAUUGGAGGACCAACAAGUUUUUGUGGGAGAUAAAGUGGAAUUAGAAGUUGAGGUCUCUGAAGAAGGGGCCCAAGUGACUUGGAUGAAAGAUGGAGUAGAGUUAACUCGUCAGGAGACGUUUAAAUACCGCUUCAAAAAAGAUGGUAGAAAACACAUUUUGAUUAUAAAUGAAGCUACCAAAGAUGACAUUGGACGUUAUUCAGUGAUGACCAAUGGUGGAGAAUGCGAGGCUGACCUUGUAGUGGAAGAUAAGAAACUGGAAGUCUUACAGGGCAUUGCUGACUUGACAGUAAAGGCAGCUGAACAGGCGAUAUUUAAAUGUGAGGUUUCUGAUGAGAAAGUGACCGGCAAGUGGCUUAAAAAUGGAGUGGAAAUCAGACCCAGCAAACGCAUCACAAUGACCCAUAAGGGCAGAAUCCACAAGUUAAUAAUCGAUGAUGUUAGACCAGAUGAUGAAGCAGACUACACAUUUGUCCCUGAUGGAUAUGCCUUGUCUCUGUCUGCCAAACUCAACUUUCUUGAGGUCAAGAUUGAAUAUGUCCCUCUUGAAGAGCCACCUAAAAUCCAUCUUGAUUGCUCUGGUGGAACACCUGUCAACACCAUCAUUGUUGUGGCUGGAAACAAACUACGAUUCGAUGUCCCUAUCACUGGAGAGCCUGCGCCAACUGUGGCAUGGUUUAAAGAAAACAUUGAGUUUACAGACAUUGAAGGUAGGGUGCACGUGGAAACAGAAAAAGAUCAAAGCAGCUUUGUUAUUGAUGGAGCAAAACGAGAGGAUGAAGGCAAUUAUAAAAUUGUAGUGACCAAUCCUUCUGGAGAGGAUUGUGCCAAUCUGUAUGUCAAAGUAGUAGAUAUUCCUGAUCCUCCACAAAAUAUUCAAAUCACAGGUGUUGGAGAGGACUGGGCAGAUGUUGUUUGGGAACCCCCAAAAUAUGAUGGUGGUCAACCUCUCUUAGGAUAUCUUAUUGAAAGGAAAAAGAAAGGCAGCCAACGGUGGAUGAAGAUGAACUUUGACCUUUACACAGACACAAGUUACCAGUCAACAAACAUGAUUGAAGGAGUAUUGUAUGAAGUCAGAGUCUUUGCUGUCAACUCUAUAGGCAUUUCACAGGAAGCUAAUACCACUAAUCCAUUCAUGCCAAUUGCUCCUACCAGUGAGCCUUUGCAAUUGAAAGUUGAGGAUGUCACAGAUACCACUUGCACACUGAAAUGGAGACCACCAGAUCGCAUUGGAGCUGGAGGAAUAGAUGGUUAUUUGAUUGAGUACUGCAAAGAAGGAUCUGACGAAUGGGUUGAGACCAACAAGGAGCUGGUAGAAAGAUGUGGAUACACAGCAAAGGGUCUACCAACAGGAGAAAAACUUUUCUUCCGUGUGCGUGCUGUGAAUAUUGCCGGCAAAAGUGAGCCAGCCGUUCUGGCGCAGCCAGUUACAAUUCGGGAGAUAGUGCAAUCACCCAAAAUCAGAUUACCACGGCAGCUGAGGCAGACAUUUAUUAGGAGAGUGGGAGAGCAAGUCAACCUAGUUAUUCCCUUUCAGGGGAAACCAAGACCAAAGGUUACAUGGACUAAGGAUGGCGAACAAUUAGAUCCAAAACAAGUCAGCAUCAGAAAUUCAGAAUCAGACACCAUUUUGUUUAUAAGAUCCUCUGAACGGCCUCAUUCAGGAAAAUAUGAUCUAUCGGUUCAGAUCGAAAAUAUGGUAGACACAGCAUCAGUUAACAUUCGUAUUGUGGAUAAGCCCGGUCCAGCUCAUAUUGUAAUGGUCAAGGAGGUCUGGGGCUUUAACGCUCUUGUGGAAUGGCAGCCCCCUAAAGACAAUGGAAACUCUGAAAUUACAGGAUACACAAUUCAGAAAGCUGAUAAAAAGACAAUGGAAUGGUUCACCGUAUAUGAGCACAAUCGUCAGCCACGCUGUACAGUGUCUGACCUCAUCAUGGGAAAUGAAUAUUACUUCAGAGUGUUCAGUGAGAACAUAGUUGGGCUCAGUGACACACCCGGACUCUCCAAGAACACAGCCGUCAUUGAGAAAACUGGUCUAGUCUACAAGCCUCGUGACUAUCAAGAAAUGGAUGUCUGCAUGGCUCCUAAGUUCCUCACACCUCUUGUAGACCGCAGUGUAGUUGCUGGGUAUAGCACAGCCUUAAAUUGUGCUGUAAGAGCUCAUCCAAAGCCUAAAGUGAUCUGGAUGAAAAAUAAAAUGGAGAUUAGAGAUGAUCCAAAAUUCCUCAUGAAACAUAAUCAAGGGGUUCUUACCCUGAAUAUCCGCAAACCCAGCCCAUUUGAUGGUGGAACCUACACCUGCAAAGCCAUCAACGAGUUGGGUGAAGCUGAAGUGGACUGUAGAUUGGAAGUCAGAGGUAACAUAUGUAAAUAUUUUAAAAUAGCGUUGGCUAAAAAAUGCCAGUAUAUUGUUAUGCUCAGGGGUCAGGGAUCACUAGCACAGCCAUAUAUUCACAAAAACAGUUUUAAGUUUUCCAAAAAGGCAAAUAAUGCCUCCAAGAGAAAAUUGCUUUUUUUUUUUUCAGCACAAUCUAAACCAGGGGUCCUCAAACUUUUUAAACAGGGGGCCAGUUCACUGUCCCUCAGAUAA